Messenger RNA from Linum trigynum, 1924 nucleotides. Lineage: Eukaryota; Viridiplantae; Streptophyta; Magnoliopsida; Malpighiales; Linaceae. The record is from the annotation of a GenBank genome assembly.
UUGGUGGUAGUUGGCAUGCUGUUGGAAUUGUAAUUUUACUUCAACUAAACUACAUACGGAGCGCGGGAAACCACACAACAGAAAAAACUUUUUUUUUUAUUUUAAUCAGUGUAAUAUUUGGAAGCAAAAAAAACUCCCAGCUAAAUUCUAUCCCAGAAAGGAAUAGAAAAAGUAACUGUAAUAAUUAUUUCUCUCCCUCUGCGCUCUCUUCUUGUUUUUGCCCCUCUUCCGCAGGCGCUCUCUCUGUCAAUUCCUCUUGUGUUGCUGGCCGUUCUAUCGAUCUCUCCUUCUUUCUUCUCCUGGCGUUUGGCCAUGGAAGGAGAAAUCAAGCUACCGCGACCAAAGCUGUUUGUAGGAGGAGUGAAGAGGAACACCACAGGGCAAGAACUAAAGGAAUAUUUCCAACAGUAUGGCCAAGUAAAAGACGCCUUUAUCGUCUACUGCAAGCAAACUUCACGAAGCCGAGGGUUUGGUUUCGUGGAGUUUGAAGACCCAUCUGCAGCUGCUCUUGCUCUUGACGAGAAGCAGCACAACAUUCUUGGCCAAGACGUGGAUGUGGAAGUAGCUGAAUUGAAGAAAACAGAUGAUAAUGAGACUGCUGCUGGCAACGAGGGGGAGAGUCAUAGAAGAAGCAAAAGGGUAUUUGUCGGAGGCCUGCCAUCGACGAUUACUCCAGAGGAGUUUCAGAGUUUCUCUGAGAGCUUCGGAGCAGUGAGUAGUGCGAAUUUGGUGCACAACAAACACAGUGGGAAGCCACGAGGGUUUGGUUUCAUCACUUUUGUAUCAGAAGAUUCGGCGGAUAGAGCUUUGCAGAACAGAUUCCACGAGUUGAAGGGGUCGCAAGUGGAGGUGAAGAGAGCAAAUCACAAGAACAACUACGCUUAUGACAAUUUCGCCAGAAGAUACCAUGAAUAUGCUGCCCUUGCUGCCAUGAACCAUUCUUCUUAUGUUAAUGGUUAUUAUUACUAUUACUGUUAUAACCAUCUUAACUAUCAGCAAGCUUCAGGGCUCCCUUAUUACUGGGCGACACCGCCAGGGAACUACUGCCAUUUCUACCAAUCUUGUUAUCCAAUGGCUGCUGCAAACUAUGCAAGUCUUUCAGGUGACUGGUCCUAUGAUCCAGCCAAUUCAUUGCUACGUGGCUAUGGUGACAACGACGUUGUGGGACAUGGCCAAGAAGAAGCUGACAUAAAGAUUACAGACAAGAAUGGUGAAGGUCAUGAGGAACAUGUUUGGGAUGUCUUGAGGAACUUGGAUGAAGUUAAUGAUCAUUCAGAUGAUCAACAAGGACCAGAUGGUGAGAUCAGAAUUAAUGGAAGUGCAGUUCAUCAUAACGAAGUAACCGGUAGUGAGCACCAUGAUGAUAAGCAAGUUUGGAGAAACUUGGAUGGAAUGAACAGGGAAUUGAUGGAGAUCAAGGCUGGUGGUGGGGAACAUGGAGAACUAGCUGUGGAUAGAAUGCUUUAUGAAGCAGAAUUUGGGAUUGGAAAUGUUGGUGAAGUAGAUGGGGGAAAUGCUGAAGUGGUUUCAGAGAUGGUUACAUAUUCGCUGGAAAACGGGAAGGUUGAUGGUUGGAGCAUGGAAAGGAAGCCGCUAUUGAUGGAAAGCUUGGUGGCAGCAACCUGCAUCGACACUUGAAAACCGCCAGCUUGGUAGAGGUUGAUGAUGUAGUGGGGUUUGCUUACGGGUGAUUUGGGCUUUUGUUGUUUGGAUUAUGUCGCACGCUUGGGGCUAAUCCACGAGUGGAGGGCCCCCAAGAAUUGCUGUCUUUUGUGAAUGGAUGGAUUGGGCUAUUAAUUUGGUCGACACUCUUUUAUUUUUAUCCAAUUGGGGGUAGUUCUCGAUCCGACUGCGCGGCGAGGGCAAAUCAUAGGUCCACUGUAGAGGAGGCCCAAGCCCCUUCGCGUUGCGUUUCACCUUCGAU